AUGGUCAGGGAUGGGGGCGACCGGUACCGACCGGACUAUGGUCGACCGCAUGAGCGACCGGUUACCCUCUCCGAAGGGUUUCAGUCGCAGAGUGGAGGCGCAUAUGAUUCCUACAGACCAGAUCGAUUCGCACAACUCAGACAAGUGGAUUCAUGGAGGCCCCCCAGGAACGACGAGUCGCACUCACGGACCGCCACAAAUUCCCAGUCCUCUCACCAUAUCAGUGUUGACUCAGCUGCGGUGGCACACUCCCGAAUUCAAUCGUUCUACUAUACUCCAUAUCAACCUCUAAGAGUGUCGGAUGGCACACGCGAGAGGCAGAUCAUCCAGCAGGCUCAAAGCAGAUUCUCGAUAACUCAACCACAAGACACACCUCGAUAUCAAUUACGGGAGAGACGGCCAGAGCAGAUUGCCCCAUAUAGCACUGCAGCUGCGGGUAGACGUGCACAGGAUGGGACCAGCCCAGUUCCCCGACGUUCUCAGCCCAGUGGAUGGACUGCCGAAGUCGAGUCUCCUCCUGCACCGGUAGCAAGCGAAGAGUACAAGAGGCGAGCAGCGCUGGCACCGGCCCUGAGAGAAACACCACAAAAGCUUCUUGUUAUUCUGGACCUCAACGGCACACUCCUUGUCCGACCUCAACGUCAUCGUCCAAAGUACAUCAUUGUCAGACCCGGUGUCCGCAAGUUGUUAGACUACCUCUUCCAGAACCAUGUUGUCAUGGUCUACUCGUCUGCGAAGCCCGAGAAUUGUGCGGCCAUGGUAAAUCAGUUCUUCCAUCCGACCCAACGGAGUGCGAUGGCCGGUGUGUGGGCCAGAGAUAAGCUCGGCUUGAGCAAAUUGCAGUACAACAGCAAAGUUCAGGUGUACAAAAAGCUCGAGCCGAUCUGGAAAGAUAAAAAGAUCGGAAAGAAGGCAGGACCUGGUCAGAAAUGGGAUCAGAGUAAUACUGUCCUUGUUGACGACAGCCAACUGAAAGGGCUGGCGCAACCCCAUAAUCUAUUGCAGAUCCCGGAGUUUUUCAACGAUGCGCCCAGAGAAGGGGGUCAAGCGCUCUUGGACUGGCAGCGUGAACAAGAACAGAUUGUGUACUCUGUACAGCAGAAACUGGAAGAACUCAAAUGGCAGGUCGACGUAUCCAGGUCGAUUCGACAGUGGCAGACGGGCCAGCGACAAGCGCCGGGCGUGGUCGACGAGACAGUAGACCAAAAGGCUCUCCAAGGUACUGCGGGCCGUGAGCUAUCCCCGACACCGAGUAUCGGUUCUCCUGUGCCGAGCGUCGGUGAGCAUGAAUCUUCAGUCUCGCAACAGGUUCAAUCUUUAGACGCUUCUGUCCAGUCUGAUAUCGAGAACUCGAAGGCGUACGAACCAGGCGGAGGAUUUGGGGAUGUCAACACCGCAGCUGAUGUCACUUUUGCUUUGGAUGAGCUAGAAAAACACAUCGACCGCAGCCUGAAUCUUAACCAGAAUCAGGAUCGAGGUACACACCCGGCUGUUGGUUCUUCGACCGCUACCACUGGCGUCGCUGGCCCUGCCGUCAAAGACCGAGUUCAUCCACCACGAAAGGCCAAGAAGAAGAAAAAGCCGGGCAUGUCGAACAAAGUGCCCAAGAGCCAACGCAAAAGGGAGAUCAAGGCGGCCGCGAAGGAAAGACGUCGCGCCAAACAGCAAGCCCGGGCCCAGGCCGCCAGCGCCGCCAGCGCAAGAAAAGAAGUGCGAGGGGGAAAAAAGCGCCCGAAUCUCUGA
Molecule: messenger RNA, 1743 nt
Organism: Fonsecaea erecta
Lineage: Eukaryota; Fungi; Ascomycota; Eurotiomycetes; Chaetothyriales; Herpotrichiellaceae
Exons: 4
Coding region: 1-1743 (580 amino acids)
Molecular function (GO): phosphoprotein phosphatase activity
Source: RefSeq, a predicted model, not a curated record